Molecule: messenger RNA, 1209 nt
Organism: Plenodomus lingam JN3
Lineage: Eukaryota; Fungi; Ascomycota; Dothideomycetes; Pleosporales; Leptosphaeriaceae
Source: RefSeq, a predicted model, not a curated record
AUGCCUGGCUUUGGCGAAAUGGGCCCGCCACCUUCGGCUGGACAAGGCCAGAAAGGACAGCAACCUACACCUACUAAGCCCAUGGCCUCUUCACCACAGAACGAUCCACCCCCCGGAUGGACUGGCCCGCCUCCACCGGGAUUUGGUCCCCCACAAGGAGGGCCUUCCGGACCCCCUCCGUCCGGUGGUCAAACUCAGAGAGCUCCAAGUGGUCCACCACCUGGCAUGCCGAAUUUCUAUGGCAUGGCUCCAGCCCAACCUCCUGCGCCACUACCUCCCAGUUACGAGAAUCCAAAUUACAAAAGAUCACCACCAACAUCUCAUGCACCUCAUCCCAAGUUCAGCGAUCUCCCAGCUGCAUAUGAGCAGGCAAUGAAAGAAUGGAAUGCCAUUUCUGCUGCGCACACAACUGUUGCCCAACUUCUUGCCAGUACAGACUCUUUUGCCCCCUUGCCGGCAGAAUCCUAUCCACCCGUACCAGGCGAUAACAGUUCUGGCAACCUGACACCGUUUGGGCCUGCGCUCAUACACCGCAGCUACGAUAUUAGUAUCCUUUGGACACUGCUCCAUCUUGCCAAGAUUGUUUUACUACGCUCCCAUCCUGCCAUGCCUCCUGCAGCACAAAUGGCAGCUGGUGUGUGCGCCCCGGCUACACAGCCGUACGCCAUGCUCAUCGGACGCAUAACAGCUGGGAUGCAGAUUCCUCUUGGUGAAGAUCUAACACCAUUUCUGGGUGCCGUGUUGACCGAAUCAACCAUGUCACUAUUCUUCGCGGGAGUGCAAUUCCAGGACCCAAUCCACCGGGAGUGGUUGGUUACACGACUUCUGGAAAUCGAUCGUCGCACUGGAUGGGCCUCUUCAGGUAUUAUAGCAAGAGGAUGUGAGACAGCUUGGGAAAAGGCGGCAAGCAUGGGGAGAGGACCGCCAUAUAAGAGGCGGACAAGAAGGCCAGGAGAAGAAGGUCCAUUAGUGCUGGAAGAGAUUGCGACAGUGGCAAAUUGGAGGAGUAAAGAAAAAGAUGACUACGGGAAGGGAGCUAGGGUAGAUGAGGAGGUACAAGAUUUGGAGGGACAGAGCCCAGGUGGUGUGAAAGGAUCGAGUGGUGGAGACAACAGAUUCGUCGUGAAGAGUAGAGUGUCACCUUGGGCACUGAACCUGUUGGGAACCGAAGAAGAAUUACGAGCUGGGAUGGAAAGAUUCGGGUUAUAG